AUGCUGGUAUCUGCGUCGGCAAGGGCCCCUUCCAGCACGGGCCUGAGGGGUGACAAGUUGACGCCCCUUUCGUCAUCACGUCUUGGUACAUACGCUGUGUCACCUGGUCUACUGGAAGGGACGCCCGGGGAAGCCGUACGUCACUGCUCUGCGCCGGAAGACCCUAUUAUCCGGUUAUCUUCCCUCUACCUCUACCUCUUCCCCGGUAUCAUAAAAUCCCGGGAUAUGAGCCGGAAGAGGCAUCGCCUGGUCUCGGAGACCAGUGGACUUAAGAGGCGGCAGAAACGAGGGCCUGUGGAAUCGGAUCCUCUGCGGGGAGAGCGAGGGUCGGCGCGCGCGGCUGUCUCAGAGCUCAUGCAGCUGUUCCCGCGAGGCCUGUUUGAGGACGCGCUGCCGCCCAUCGUGCUGAGAAGCCAGGUGUACAGCCUAGUGCCUGACAGGACCGUGGCCGACCGGCAGCUGAAGGAGCUUCAAGAGCAGGGGGAGAUCAGAAUCGUCCAGCUGGGCUUCGACUUGGAUGCCCAUGGAAUUAUCUUCACUGAGGACUACAGGACCAGAGUCCUCAAGGCCUGUGAUGGCCGACCGUAUGCUGGGGCAGUGCAGAAAUUUCUAGCUUCAGUACUUCCGGCCUGUGGGGACCUUAGUUUCCAGCAGGACCAAAUGACACAGACCUUUGGCUUCAGGGACUCAGAAAUCACGCAUCUGGUGAAUGCUGGAGUCCUCACCGUCCGAGAUGCUGGGAGCUGGUGGCUAGCUGUGCCUGGAGCUGGGAGAUUCAUCAAGUACUUUGUUAAAGGGCGCCAGGCUGUCCUCGGCAUGGUCCGGAAGGCCAAGUACCGGGAGCUGCUCCUAUCAGAGCUCCUGGGCCGGCGCACGCCUGCCAUGGUGCGGCUUGGCCUCACCUACCAUGUGCACGACCUCAUUGGGGCCCAGCUAGUGGACUGCAUUUCUACCACUUCUGGAACCCUCCUCCGCCUGCCAGAGACAUGAAGAUUCUGCUUAUCACUGCUCAGCUCCUCAGAGUGGGCCGGGAGGGGACUGGAAGAGCUGCAUGAUGGUGGCUGAGACAGGGUCACCUUGGGAAGGCUUGGGAGCCAGGAUGAAUGUUGGGCUCUUGUCUGUGUAAAGGGUCAGAUGUGACUGCUGCUGUUUGCCUGGGCUCCGACCCAGUGGUGGGGCUUGAGCAAUGCUUCUCUGCCCUUCCAUGGAAAGCGGAACCAGAAAUGGUGCCGAGGCUGUGGCUGUUCCCUUUCAUGUAAAAUGGUGCUGUUAUUACUCUGUCUUGAAAUAGAAAGUUGGGAUUUCUGGGGAGGUGAAGGAGGGCAGGGUUCUUUUCCCUACAUGUCAUGCUAAAAUUGCCAAAUAAAGUACCUCUGCUGUGA
Molecule: messenger RNA, 1382 nt
Organism: Callithrix jacchus (white-tufted-ear marmoset)
Lineage: Eukaryota; Metazoa; Chordata; Mammalia; Primates; Cebidae
Gene: WHR1
Product: winged helix repair factor 1
Biological process (GO): positive regulation of Ras protein signal transduction
Source: RefSeq, a predicted model, not a curated record